UACCAUCACCACCAUCAUCAUCAGUAAUAUAUUGAACAAGAAGCUUACAUUUGGAAAACAUCAACAAAGUAUCGUGACUCGGUGGAAUUGUCUGCCUGCUUCUUGAAAAGCAGAUUUGUUUGAUACUGCUACUGUUAUUAUCGUCGUUAUCUGUAAAUCAUUAAUAAUAUUAGCAACGUGAUUAUUAAUUGCAACACAAAGCCAAGUUGCUGGCUGACUUAAAGCAACGAGAUUAACAUAAAGACGUACACUGCUAGAUAGACAUCUGUUUCUAACAAUUUUCUAUUUAUUUUAUUAUUUCGCUGAUUUCUUUAAAGAAAAAAAAAGCUGAAGAAAAUUGAGGUAGAAAGUAUAAAAAGGAGCAAAAAAAAUAUUACGUAAUUAAAUUGAGAAGAGGUUUUAACCAACGAAAUUGAUUUUAAACUUGUAUUUGUCAACAAAAAGCGAAAAGCGAAAUAUCAACAAAGGUGAAAGAAGAACGAAGAAAUAAACAACUCCGAACUACACAAACAACAUCGACAGAAGCGAAGUGGAAAACAAUCGCCACGAUGGCAGAUAAUCAGUUUUCUGAAUUGGAUGACGAUCUAACCGGUUCUUGGGUAGAAUUAUGCCACCAGUCACUGCCAGCAGACACAGACACAUUUUCUGAAUCUAUUCAUAAUGGUAAUAUGGAGAAAUUGCUUAUGGAAGCCCAGCAGGAAUCAUGUUCUUCUUCACAAGCAAAUAGUGCAGUAUCAUCUAACAGAGGCAGUCCCAAGAUUUCAAACAGUCCUAAGGAAUGGGCAACCCAUGAGAUGAGUCAGGGAGAAUCUGUAGGGACAGAUUGGAUAUGGGAUUGGUCAAGUAGGCCAGAAAUUCAGCCUGUUGGAGAUUUAAGUGGAUAUUUCAAACACCCACGCCGCCAUAGACUGAGUGUGCGUAAUACCAAAGUUUUGCGUAAUGGUGUGUUCUGUAUGGAAAAUCUGCCAACUUUAUUAAUAUCCCAUGCUUGUUCAUUUGUUUUGGGGGCAGCAGUAAUGUUCAUGUACUUGAAAAAAUAUUGCAACUGGGCAGCUGUGAUUGCUCACCAUGCUUUGGAUUGAAGUGCAAAGAUAAGAUUUUUUUUCA
Messenger RNA from Octopus bimaculoides (California two-spot octopus), 1107 nucleotides. RefSeq names its product BCL2/adenovirus E1B 19 kDa protein-interacting protein 3-like. The record is from RefSeq and is a predicted model, not a curated record. Gene Ontology annotation, cellular component: nucleus; mitochondrial envelope; mitochondrial outer membrane. Lineage: Eukaryota; Metazoa; Mollusca; Cephalopoda; Octopoda; Octopodidae. Gene Ontology annotation, biological process: mitochondrial outer membrane permeabilization; positive regulation of apoptotic process.